Messenger RNA from Pocillopora meandrina, 4014 nucleotides. The record is from the annotation of a GenBank genome assembly. Lineage: Eukaryota; Metazoa; Cnidaria; Anthozoa; Scleractinia; Pocilloporidae.
CAGGCUCUGAAAAAUUCAAAUCACUGCAAAUUAACUUAGGCAGCGCCAAACCCGAAGAAUAGUGCCACAGAGACAAACCAACUGUCAAAGUAAGCAUUGCUUGAUAAGUUCACGAAUCUAUUGAUCGCUACAAUUCCAAACUCGGUUAAAGAAUGAAAGACGCUUUUAUCAGGAGAGUGAUAAUGUCGCAACUAUUGAUCUUUUCCUUAAUAAUAGCUCGAACGUUCUAUUGUGUAUGGAGGUUUCAACGAAAUCUGUGAGAGGUAAUUACCAUACAGUACAAAAAUAGUCUCUUGAUUCAAAUCACUGCGCAAUAAUUCAGGCUACGCCAAAACUGAACAUCAACGCUACCGAGACGACCAACCUGCCAAGGUAAGCCUUGCUUGAUAAGUUCAUGAAUUUAGGGAUGGCUACAAUUCCAAACUCGGUAACAGAAUUGUGUUAAUGUUUUCAAGAAGGUGAUCCUGUUAAGUACAGAAAAAAAAAAUGACGCGAUUUUUCAUGCAACAGGAGUUGCAUCUGGUGAUCUUUUCGUUAAUACCUCUCACACUCUGUCGAUGAAUUGUUGGUCGGGGUUUCUAAGAUUUUGAGGUUCAUGUGACAAACUAUUUUGGAAAUUCAAGGAUUUGAACGUCGAUAUGUUUCAAGGUGUUAAUGCGGAAUGAUCUUUCGGAGUGAGCAUGAGUUCAAUUCUUAUUAGGCGCGGUAGUCAAUACCUCUCAACUGUCACAAGCUCACGUAGGACGUUUUAACUGACAAUACAGUCGAUAGAGGUAAAAGCCGAAGUAAGAAAUUUCGAAACCAUUUCCCGUACAAUUCUAGCCCUAUUGCCAUAAAUAUUCUUUCUUUUUCGUUCUGAAAUCAUCUUGGCGCGACUGAUUUAACGUUUGUUUUAUGUUAAUUCAUCAAGGGGGUACUUAAUUGGGCGGCAAUCUGAAAUCUUUGAUCUGUUGUAACAAAAGUAUUCAUGAAACAUCACGAAGGGGUUGGACAUUUAUGAGUUUUGAUACUGUAAGAAAGAGUUAUUAAAACCGCAGCAAAAGGCAAUGUGCAAAUAGAAUACUGUCACUGCAGUGGGUUCAACAUUCAUAUUUCGUGCACACACAACUAAUAAAAGUAAUAAAAGCAUACUACAUCCCUGCAAGAGUUGUGGAUAAAGUCUGCUGAGUUUUCAGAUUUAGUAGUUACUUACCCAAAAUCCUUUUUUAUUUUAUUAAACGCAACUCUCGCUGCAAAUUUUCUUUGGCAUGUUAACAAUUUCUUUCUGCUAAAAUGAGCAGAGGUGGGUCAAACAUGGUUGUCAAGGCUCAGUGGUUAUUAAUUGUAGAAAGGCCCUCUGAAAUAGACAAGUCAAGGGCGACGCAAAACCUGAAGCAAAGGGCAAUGAGAGAUUACUUCACUGGAAUACCGCAUGAAAAACUGUGCACUGCAACCCAUUUAAAACAUUUCUUUAAUAGCGUAUUGCAAUCUUUUCUGAAAUGUGAACUGCUGCAGCAUUGUGUACAUAGAUACAUCGUUCACGAAUUGUCUUCCAUUUAUUUAUUCAUUUCUCGCGAACAAACAACCGAAAUGAAUUUCCAUAACAAAUGCAAAGGUCAGAUAAUACAAAAAUAAGGGGCGUGUGAGCAUAAUUUUACGGCUGAAUUAAAACUUUUAAUAGUUCGAAGUCAGUUGGCUCGUUAUGGGCUUAGUGAUGACUGCUUAAACAGAUUGAUGGAUCGACGAGACAGGUUGUGUCCUCUUUUGUCUCCCUAUUCGGUAAAAUUUCCGCACAGCCCCAUACUACAUUAUGCAUUCAAUUCUUGGACAGAGAAAACAAUGACAAAAACAAUACAUUGCCAUUGGGAAAACAGAUUUGUUUUACAAUAGUAUGGGGCUGUGAGGAAAUUUUACCCCCUAUUCAGCCCCUCACACGAAUCAGUGUCGAUUUUGGUUUACUCGCCCGCCACGGUCGAAAACUCCCUCUUGAGACCACAAGAUGAAAGGAAUAUGGGAAAAUACGAAAAUAGAUGACCUUUUGCCACGUUUCCAAAUGAGGCCUGAUGCUCAACCAUUCGUAUGAAAAUUAGCAGGUAAUUUAGUGUUAACAACUGAGUUGAAAAUGUAAAUUAGCCACCGUAAGGGUAAAAAAGCUGACGUUUCGAGCGUUAGCCCUUCGUCAUCGCUCUGACGAAGGGCUAACGCUCGAAACGUCAGCUUUUUUACCCUUACGGUGGCUAAUUUACGUUUUCAACUCAGUUGUUAACACUAAAUUACCUGCUAUACUCUCCCACCGACGCAGCACCACAGUUUCUUUAGAAACUUACCCCUUUAUUCGUAUGAAAAUUAGUUCAUUUGCAUGUGCAUGCAAACUUAUAACCACAUGAAAGGAUGAUUUGAAAAUCAGGCCAAAGGUAAUUGGGAAAUGGCAUAUUAGUCUACAGUUAUGUAUCAUACAAGCAACUGUUUAAAGAUCAUUCUUUUAUUUCUCUUAAAAUCCACUCAACUCCAGGUUUAACGAACUCAAGCAAGAACAAUGUAUCUGAAAACCUGCCUGCUCAUUCUGCUCUGUCUUGGUCUCAUACAGGCGAGAGGUAACGUUUUCACUUAAUUGUUAUUUACAGCUUCCCAAUUUAUUUUCCUUUUAUCUAUUGGGAGAGGAAUGCUCCGAUUUUGUAUAACAAGUUUGCUACUUUAUUCUUUCAUGCACGUUCAGUGUACAGGAAGAUUCCAAAAUUGUUUCGCAAGGGCCCGGCAGAGGAAUUACAAGUGAGAGGUAGGCAUAGUUCGUGGUCUUCUAGUCUCAGAAAACUGCGGUUCACUUUAUUAGCUAAACACUUCGUGUGUUUCUCCUACCUAAAAGCUGGAAAUUUCCUGGAUUCCCUAAUAUAUUUUCUGUAAUAUUUUAGGUGUACCAUUAAGAAGGUUUGCAUCAGAACUUUCUCGAAAGCACCUCAAUUGUGAUUAUCUUUUGUUCGAAAGCAACGUUUUCCUCAUUGUUCAAUUUCUGUUCCCCUAACUACAGAGGUUUUGAAGUGUUACUCCUGCCAUGGAAGUAACGCAGACACCUGCGCCAAAAAGGAAAAAGUGUGCAAACAAGAUUAUGUCUGCAUGAAAGCAGAAAUACCAGGCUACGCGUAUAUACUUCAGUGCGCAAGCCCGGCGUAUUAUGAGCAAUCAGUAAAGGAUUGUUCGGAUGGUACCUGUGACGUGACGAAGUGUGAGACGUCUUUGUGUAAUGAAUAAAGAGAGACACCACGAUAAGUCACCAUGAUUAAGGUGGAAAAAUAGAUCUUUGGUUUCUCAUCUUCUGGGCUCAUUUCUGAGGAUUUCUCUUCACGCACCAUUUACAUGUUACAUUUAACACGAGCGUUUUGCAAGAAAAUAUUAGGCACAUUUGUAAACAGUAAAUCAAAUGUUUUUCAAGUCAAUAAAGCACCAAGAAAUGUUUGAGGUCGAAGAGCUCAUUUGAAGCCAUUAUCUCAUGAAGCAAAAAGUUACAAAUAAGUCCAACUCAGUCCAGUCUAAGCUUUAAUUUUUAGACCGGGGAUAGAAUUUUUCUCCUGUGGUCAUUGUUUUGUGGCCACAUCAUCCUCCAUUCGAGUUAUUGCACCCUUUUUUGUGUACAAAGUUUUCCCUUUAAAUUGGAGAAAUUACAAAUAAACAAACCUCCAGCAAAGAAAGCAAUUCAGGGUCAUUCAGGUCAAAUUUCGUCAAAGACUAUAUUAUAGAGUUCCUGAUCCUCUUGAUUAACCUGAAGACGAGAGCAGCGCAAUGAAGAGUGGAGUCGGGAGACAAAGGGGCACAAAAGUACGGGAGGCGGGAGAACGUGUUACGAGAGACUCUAAGUAAGCAAGAACAAUGUAUCUGAAAAUCUGCUUGCUCAUUCUUACUCUGUCUUGGUCCCAUACAAGCGAGAGGAAAUUUUUUAGUCAAUAUGUAAAGUGAUUGUGAUUGUUAAACCACGAUCGAGGUUAUUGGGAUGUUUUAUUUGAAUUAUUGGAAGAAGAUAAAUAAAGAACUUUCAUAGACGAG